This is a messenger RNA of Andrographis paniculata, 3533 nucleotides long. Its product is annotated as alpha-aminoadipic semialdehyde synthase. Lineage: Eukaryota; Viridiplantae; Streptophyta; Magnoliopsida; Lamiales; Acanthaceae. The transcript is spliced from 26 exons. The record is from RefSeq and is a predicted model, not a curated record. Gene Ontology annotation, cellular component: cytoplasm. Bases 276 to 3428 code for a protein of 1050 amino acids. Gene Ontology annotation, molecular function: saccharopine dehydrogenase activity.
UUUUUCCUCUUAAUGCUGUUCCUUUCGUAUGAGUUCAUUUUGGGGGUGUCUAUUGGUAGUCUUUCUGGUACGUGAUCGUUGCUGAUGAUGUGGUCGAUCCUCUGAAAAACAUAAGUACAGCUUGUCUUUCUAAUGCUGACCCGGAAUUGUAGCAGAGUACUCUUUUUGGAAGGGUCUGCAGGGUCUGUGAUUAAGUUCACUUUGGGUUUUGAGUUCAUUCAUUUUUCUUAAUAGUAGUCUGAGGUGAAGGUUAGCAAUUGAGGUUGUGUUACGCCAUGCUUGGGAACGGAGUUGUUGGAAUUCUGUCUGAGUCAACAAACAAAUGGGAAAGGAGGGUCCCCUUAACCCCGGCACACUGUGCUCGGCUUCUGCAUGGAGGCCGGGGUGAAACUGGAGUUUCUCGCAUAAUCGUGCAGCCAUCAACAAAGCGUAUUCAUCAUGACACACUCUACGAGGAUGUAGGUUGUGAGAUAUCAGAGGAUUUAUCGGAAUGUGGCACAAUUUUGGGUAUCAAACAGCCAAAGUUGGAGAUGAUACUUUCUGACAGAGCCUACACAUUUUUCUCCCACACUCACAAGGCACAGAAAGAAAAUAUGCCUCUUCUUGAUAAGAUUUUGGCAGAAAGGGCCACUUUAUUUGAUUAUGAGCUUAUAACUGGAGAUCACGGUAGAAGAUUACUGGCUUUUGGAAAAUUCGCUGGAAGAGCUGGGAUGAUUGAUUUCUUGCAUGGCCUAGGGCAGAGGUAUCUUAGUCUGGGAUACUCAACACCCUUUCUGUCUUUGGGAGGAUCAUACAUGUAUUCUUCUUUGGCUGCUGCAAAAGCAGCAGUAAUUUCUGUGGGGGAAGAGAUAUCUACAAUGGGACUCCCAUCCAAGAUUUGUCCCCUAGUUUUUGUUUUCACUGGCUCUGGAAAUGUCUCUCAAGGAGCACAAGAAAUAUUCAAGCUUCUUCCUCACAAGUUCGUGGAUCCAGGCAGACUUCCAGAACUAUUUGAUGCAGCUAAUGAUUCUAAGAAAGUGGGAAGAACUUCAAAAAGAGUAUUUCAAGUAUAUGGUUGUGUGGUAACUAGUAAAUACAUGGUGGAACAUAAAGAUCCUUCCAAUGUCUUUGACAAGGCUGACUAUUAUGCACAUCCAGACAACUACAGAUCUGUUUUCCAUGAGAAAAUAGCCCCAUAUACAUCUGUAAUUGUCAAUUGUAUGUACUGGGAAAAACGAUUUCCUCGGCUAUUGACUAUCACACAACUGCAAGACCUGAUGAAGGGAAAGUGCUCACUUGUUGGAAUCGCAGAUAUAACUUGUGAUAUAGGUGGAUCGAUAGAAUUUAUUAAGCAAACGACAUCAAUUGAUUUACCUUUCUUUAGAUAUGAUCCUCAUGAUAAUUCAUACCAUCAUGAGAUGGACGGAAAUGGCAUCAUCUGCUCAGCUGUUGACAUUCUCCCAACUGAGUUUGCAAGAGAGGCUUCCCAGCACUUUGGAGAUAUUCUCUCCCAGUUUAUUGGAAUCUUGGCUUCUUCAAACUCCUUUGAUGACUUACCUGCCCACUUAAAGAGAGCUUGCAUUGUUCAUGGUGGUUCACUGACCUCGUUAUAUGAAUACAUUCCAAGAAUGAGGAAGUCUUUGGAGGAUUCAUCACAAGCUCAACCAUCUUUGCAGCUGGCCAAAAAGAAGCACAGUACUUUGAUCUCUUUAAGCGGGCACUUGUUUGACCAAUUCCUGAUAAAUGAGGCAUUGGAUAUCAUUGAAGCAGCAGGUGGCUCCUUCCAGUUGAUUAAAUGUCAAGUCGGUCAAAGCACAGAUGCUAUGUCUUAUUCAGAACUCGAGGUUGGCGCAGAUGAUAAAGCAGUCUUAGAUGCAAUUACUGAUUCUCUAACAUCUCUUGCCAAUCCAAGGGAAGGAGAGAGUAAAGAUAAUAGAGUAUCUUUCAAGGUUGGGAAAUUUAGAGAGACUGAUAAUAUGGAGGAAAAUGGAGUAAAAAGGGAAGCUGUUGUCCUGAUUUUAGGUGCUGGACGAGUAUGUCGACCAGCUGCAGAAUUUUUGUCCUCUAUUGGGCGUAGUAGUUCAUCAAAAAACUGGUUGAACUCAUACAUGAUUGAUGGCUCAAAAGAGAGGACACUUUUUCGUGUUAUUGUUGCUUCACUUUUUCUAAAAGAUGCUGAGGAGAUAAUUGAAGGAAUUCCAAAUACAACUGCAGUUCAACUUGAUAUUAGCAAUGAGGAAAAACUCUGCAAUUACAUAUCACAGGUUGAUGUAGUAAUCAGUUUACUGCCUGCAAGUUGCCACAGUACCAUAGCAAAUGCAUGCAUUCAGUUUGGGAAAAAUCUUGUCACAGCUAGUUAUGUUGACAAUUCCAUGUCCAAGUUGGAUGAAUCUGCCAAGCGUGCUGGUAUUACAAUUCUAUGUGAGAUGGGAUUGGACCCCGGGAUAGACCACAUGAUGGCAAUGAAGAUGAUCAAUCAAGCCCAUGCGCGUGGGGGGAAGAUCAAGUCCUUCACUUCUUAUUGUGGCGGUCUUCCGGCUCCAGCUGCUGCCAAUAACCCAUUAGCUUACAAAUUUAGUUGGAGUCCAGCAGGAGCUAUACGAGCUGGACGCAAUCCAGCCACAUACAAACAGAACGGAGACAUUCUACAUGUUGAUGGGGACAAGCUUUAUGAUUCUGCUUCAAGAAUUCGGAUUCCAGACUUACCAGCUUUUGCACUGGAAUGUCUUCCAAACCGGGACUCUUUAGUCUAUGGAGACCUUUAUGGAAUACAAAAUGAAGCAUCCACCGUCUUCCGUGGAACCCUCAGAUACGAAGGUUUUGGAGAAAUAAUGGGAACAUUAGCAAAAAUUGGUUUCUUUAAUACUGAAGAAUCCUCCAUUUUCAAGAGUGAAGCAAAGCCAACAUUUAGAGCCUUUUUAUUAGAACUUCUCCAACAUUCCGGAAAAAACUUGGAAGAUCCAGUUGUAAGUGAGAAAUUCAUUGCAGACCAGAUUGUUGCUUGUGGCCUCUGCACAGACAGGGACCGAGCACUAAAAACAGCCAAAACUAUUCUAUUUUUGGGUUUCCAUGAGAAGGAAGAGGUACCAGUAUCAUGCAAAUCUGCAUUCGACAUUGCAUGUAUGCGCAUGGAAGAAAGGCUGUCAUAUUCAGGUCAAGAACAGGAUAUGGUGCUUUUGCACCAUGAAGUGGAAGUGGAGUUCCCAAAUGGUAUGCCUUCGGAGAACCACAGAGCAACCUUGCUGGAGUUUGGAAGAAGCAUUGAAGACAGGCAGUAUACUGCAAUGGCUUUGACAGUUGGGAUUCCUGUGGCCAUUGGAGCUCUGCUCUUGCUUGGUAAGAACUUAAGAUCAAAGGGCGUGCUAAGGCCUAUAGAUCCAGAAGUAUAUGUUCCAGGUCUGGAUAUUCUAGAGGCCUAUGGGUUCAAGUUGUUGGAAAAGAUGGAUUGAUUAUCCAUUCUCUGUUUGGCUGUCUCCACACACUAUUGAUAUUGAUGUCCAUUUAUUGAACCUCAUUUCUAUUUCUAGGGUUUAAUAAAAUUAUGAAAGAAAUAA